UUGCCAUCUCCUCUUCUCUUCCAUUUCUCGUCGUCGGUUCGAAUUCGAAAGCAGCACACUCGUCAAAACCCUAAACCUGUCAAAAUUCCGAACGGCCAAAAGUCUUGCGCAAACGUGGCAACGCGACGCCGUAGCCUCAGUUCAUGGUGCGCUCCUAACAUUUCAUUUCCAGAUGCUGACAAUGCUGAGCGGAGUAAAAGGCUAAGGAGAGAAGAUCAAAGAGGUUGGCCAGGGAAAAGAAUGAUAGAUUGUGGAGUAGCUGGGUAAAAAUCCUAAUGUUGAUGGAGAUUUUACCGAAAGUGAAACACAUAGAGGAGAAGAAUAAAGAUGACAAGAGGAAUAGGAAGACUACAAGUAAAGAUGAAGCUCAAGGCACAGUUCAGGGAAAAAUAGGUGCAGGUUUUACAGCAUAUCCUUUAGAAGUAAAAGAAACUAUUGAAACAAAAAUGAAGCCUGGAAUUAGUGAGAUGGCAGAAAGUAAAGUAGAUGUGCAAAGCAUGGAUCUGAGUAAAAUGGAUGCACAGUCGACGGAAAAUCUUGUUGACAGAAAUAUAGCUGGCAAAAGAAAACGGAAGAAGAAAAGGAGAAAAAAGAGUCUCAACAAUAUGACAAUUGGCAAUGACGUCCAAACCAUGGUGCAGAAUACAAUAGAUGUAGCGCUAACAGAAAAUAUCACCAAAGGGAAUGUGACUGGGAGAGAAGGGAUGGAUGGAAUUGUUGGGAAGUCAACAGUUAAAGAAGUCGGAAAUAUGGGAGAGCAUAAACUGGAUACUGGGGUAACCGAAAAUCUUGCUGCAGGGGAUGUGACAAGCAUGAAGAAAAAGAAAAGGAAACGAAAGGCAAAGAGUAAAAGCAAAGCUGAAAGUGCAAAUCAGAUUCAAAUGCAUGAGGAGUCAAUGGAUAUUCUCACAGAAGGAACUGUCUCUGGCAAACGGAAAAGGAAGAAGCGAAGGAAGACAAAAGGUAAAGAUGAAGUUCAAAGCAUGGAUCCGAUUACAAUGGAUACAAGCUUAGUAGAAAAUCUCACCGAAGGAAAUGAAUCUGGCAUAAAAAAUGAAACGAUCAGCACAAAGGCAACAAUAAAAGAUGAAGUCAAUUUGCACAAUAAUCAAAUGGGUACAAUGGCAGUUGGAAAUUUUGCUUUAGGUAAUCCAAUAUCCACUAGGAAAAGGAAAAGAAGAGGCAAGAAAAGGACCCCGGGCCCAGAUGAGCAUGAAUCAAUGUUGACUGGUGAAAUGACGUUUGAACCCCCAACUCAGCUCUCGGAGCUGCGAAUGAAGUGUUUUCCCAGUGGAAAUCAUUCUCCUAAUAUUCCUGUUCCUUCAGCUCGAAGAAAACUUCUUGUCCUUGAUGUAAAUGGUCUCCUUGCUGAUGUCGUGAAACCACCCCUAAAAGAUUGCAGAGGGGAUAGACGCAUAUCUGGGCGGGCAAUUUGCCGGAGACCCUUCUGUGACGACUUUCUGAAGUUUUGCUUUCGGAAUUUUGAAGUGGGCAUAUGGUCAUCAAUAUCCAGGGACAUCAUUCGUAGAAUUGUCAAGUAUUUACUGGGCGAUUUUCAAGAAAAAUUAAUGUUUUGUUGGGACAGGUCACAUUGCACGCAAACUGGUUUUAAAACUCUUGAGAAUCGUCAUAAGCCCCUGGUUUGCAAGGAUUUGCGGAAAGUUUGGGAAAAUAAGGAUCCUAAUUCGCCUUGGAAGAAGGGAGCUUAUGAUGAAUCAAACACAUUGUUGGUAGACGAUUCACCGUAUAAGGCCUUGCUCAAUCCGCUCCACACAGGAAUAUUCCCGUCUCCAUACCACCAUGUGGAUAAAAAUGACAAUGCAUUAGGCCCAGGGGGUGAGAUUCGAGUUUAUUUGGAAGAAUUGGCGAAAUCUGAAAAUGUGCAGAUGUUCGUUGCACAACACCCAUUUGGUGUAAAAGCUAUAGAUGAAGAAAGUCCGUGCUGGGAAUUUUAUGCCAAAGUACUCGACCAAAUUCAUCGUUCCACAACCUCAAGACAGCGACCCUCGUCGAGAUAGUUAUCUACGAUCUCGGACAGGACAGGUAUUAUAAGUUCUUGACAAUAUCUGAUAGAUUUAUAAAUGUUGCUAGGGAAUAGCAUUUUUUGCACUUAAUUUGUUUGUGCUUUCAAACUUGCAAAGAUAUUAUUGUGUCCUAUAAAUUUAUGAAUAUAUUUAUAUCCUAGAUUAGAUUUACUAAUUUA
Molecule: messenger RNA, 2203 nt
Organism: Andrographis paniculata
Lineage: Eukaryota; Viridiplantae; Streptophyta; Magnoliopsida; Lamiales; Acanthaceae
Exons: 7
Coding region: 276-2018 (580 amino acids)
Molecular function (GO): phosphoprotein phosphatase activity
Source: RefSeq, a predicted model, not a curated record